Messenger RNA from Caenorhabditis elegans, 681 nucleotides. It is a transcript of the gene nol-16, whose product is annotated as Nucleolar protein 16. NCBI's taxonomy places the organism in Eukaryota, Metazoa, Nematoda, Chromadorea, Rhabditida, Rhabditidae. The transcript has 4 exons. The record is from RefSeq and is marked reviewed. Gene Ontology annotation, cellular component: nucleolus. The coding region runs from base 6 to 575 and encodes 189 amino acids.
AAAAAAUGGCACGUGAUGUAAAGAAGAGAGGAAAGCCAGCGUAUACAAACCGCAGAAACCGACAAAAAUAUCUCAAGAAGAAGGAUAACAAGAAAAAAUUAUCGAAAAGUGCAGUGCCAAUUAUCAAAUACACAUGGGAUGAAACUAAGACUCCUCGAGAAAACGUCCGCGACAUGGGUAUCGCAUUUAAUCCAAAUGACGCGGUUCCAAUCGCUGAACACAGAAAAGAGAUCAUCGACGCGGAGCCAAUUGACGGUGUCAGUAUUGUUGUUCCCAAACCGGAAAAGAAAGUUACUGGAAGAAAAAAGAAUGAGAAACAGGCAGCACACAUUAUCUCAAAUCUGGAACAGCAAGUGAAAGAAGAAGAGGAAGCUCGAGCUGGACAAGACCGGAAAUUCCGACUUUUCCAUAGAGAAACCGAGCUUUGUGUCUACAUGCUGGCUCGUCACGGCGAAGAUUUUCAAGCAAUGACUCGUGAUCCGAAGAAUUUAUGGCAAUACACACCGAAGCAGUGGGCGAAGAAGAUCCGUACACACAAAGAGUCCGAGAUGUGUAAAUUCCUCGAAACUGCAUAAGACUGUUUUUCAAAAUUUUUUGAUACUUUUGUUUGAGCUUUUAUUGUUAUUGUUGAUACUGUUAUGGGGGACUUUUGUUCCUUUACAAAUAAAAUCAAAAAUUAUU